This is a messenger RNA of Scophthalmus maximus (turbot), 6299 nucleotides long. RefSeq names its product ArfGAP with GTPase domain, ankyrin repeat and PH domain 1 (gene agap1). Gene Ontology annotation, molecular function: protein binding; GTPase activator activity; GTP binding. The transcript has 19 exons. Lineage: Eukaryota; Metazoa; Chordata; Actinopteri; Pleuronectiformes; Scophthalmidae. The record is from RefSeq and is a predicted model, not a curated record. The coding region runs from base 632 to 4285 and encodes 1217 amino acids. Gene Ontology annotation, cellular component: nucleus.
AGAGAGCACCGGAGGAGGGAAUGGGACGGUGUCUGCGGAGCCUCGAGUGUGUGUCGCGGGGUUACAGGCAGAGUAUCGGUGCAGGGCAGAGGAGGAGGAUCCGGUUCCUCUGAAUCCACACGCACAUUACGCACAUUAGAAUCACAAUCGAAGCCGGUUCGCGGAGGUCGAGGCUCCGCUGGUUGCGCCGCUGCGCCGCGCUGCGCCGCGCCGCGGGGGAUGUGCGCACACAAUGGAGACGACGCACUGGCACCGUCCGGGACGCGGCUGUAGACGAACACUCACCCCGCGAGCUUCGUGCGUAAUGGAGACGCGGACACCGGAGAGGGAUCCGCGGCGGUCAGCGGAGGAGUCCCGGUGGUGAGGACUUGUUCUGUCCCGCCUGCGGACAGUGUCGCCUCGGUGCGCGCGGACCGGAGGCGAGGACGCGCCCGCGCCGCCUGUCUGUUCCAUCGGCCGCCGGUUCAAAUUCCGCUGGGAGCGACACGGAAUGUGUUUCCUGCGUCUCCAGGCAUCUGGAUCAGAGGGAAGUCGGGUUGUUUGUUUGUGGAGAAACGUUGGAUUUUAACCCAAAAGCCGAAUUUAGUUUCUUCAUCAUCAGUUUAACAUCGUAGAUUAAUAAAGUGGACACAUGUACCUUCUGGACAGUAGCUGCACUGACAGGAUGGAGAGGGGAACGCCCCAGAGGAAAACCGUCUACCGCAUCUCCCUCACCCUGGUGAAGAGGGAGAGUCUGGACGACGAGGAGCGGGACCCCCCGCGGGCGGACAACCCCAAGGUGGGCCCCUUCCAGCGGGGGGGCUCGGUGGAGGUGCAGCGUGGCGCCGGCCUGCUGGAGCAGCUCAAGGAGGCGGAGGACGAGUCGGAGGACUUGUCGUCGUCCCGCGGCUACAUGAGGAACUUCAGGACGUUCAGCACGGGGCAGCUGGAGCUGGGGAGGCUGAAGAUGUCCAGGAAGCAUCUCUUCCAGAAGGAGCUGAAGGCCACGAGCCCGUUAGCAGAGCGAGAGGCCCCGGAGGUCGUCUCCCCUCAGAGGGAGAGCGGGCGGCAGGAAGCAGCGGAUUCAGAUGCACUUACUGAGGAUAUUUGUUCUGAGAGUCGUCACACAGACGCUGCAGUGGAGAACGGCAGCGUGAGCAAGAGGAAGAGGUUGCUGAAAGCGAAGAGCAUGGAGGAGAGGAGCUGCGAGCCUCCUCUGAACAGCGAGGGGAAGAUGUCCCACUCCACAAGUAACGGGAAAGCAGCUAAAGUCCCGUCCCCUGAGACGCCUCCUGCGAAGCGGCCGCCCGGCCUGCUGCGCCGCAGCUUCAGCUUCAGGCACUGGACGGGCGGCGAGCUGCUGCGCCUGCGGGCGCUUUCCAAAGACAAACACCACAGCAGCUCCGGCUGCAUCGCCCGUGACACGGGUCCGGACGGCGGCGAGGUGACCUCGGAGGCCGCAGUCGUGGCCCCGCCUUCCCGCCACAAGGACCUCACCAGGCAGAAGAGCAGGACCCUGGAGGUCGGAGCCGUCCUGAACAAGACGGACUCCAUGUCCGAGCUGAGCCGCUGGGAGAGAGCACGUGGCGGCAAGAACCGCACGUUGGAUAACAGCGACCUGCUGCGGCUGGCGGCCGAGAAUGAUGGAGCGGGAGGGGGCUUCCUGCUGCGGGGAGUCGGGGGGCGCUCCAGCGAGCGGCGUUUGGUUCGCUUCUUCAGCGGGAUCUUCUCCCGGCGGGACGGGGCGUCCACCUCCACGCCGGUGGGAAGCCCCAGCACCAACCGGUCGCUGCGGCGCAGCAUGAGGGCGGCGCUGUCGCAGUCCAGCACGGAGAGCAUGAACGGAGGAAGCGCUGACGAUGCGUUUGUGAACAGUCAGGAGUGGACGCUGAGUCGAGCGGUACCAGAACUGAAAGUGGGCAUUGUGGGUAACCUGGCCAGUGGUAAGUCUGCGCUGGUGCACAGGUACCUGACGGGGACGUACGUCCAGGAGGAGUCGCCUGAAGCUGACGUGGACGCAGGCGGUCGUUUUAAGAAAGAGAUCGUGGUCGACGGUCAGAGUCACCUGCUGCUCAUCAGGGACGAGGGCGGCCCCCCGGAGGCUCAGUUUGCGUUGUGGGUCGACGCUGUGAUCUUCGUCUUCAGUCUGGAGGACGAGAUCAGCUUCCAGACGGUCUAUCACUACUUCAGUCGCCUCGCCAACUUUAGGAACGCCGCCGAGCUGCCGCUGGUGCUGGUCGGCACGCAAGACGCCAUCAGCUCGGCGAACCCGCGGGUCAUCGACGACAGCCGCGCCAGGAAACUCUCCAACGACCUGAAACGCUGCACCUACUACGAAACCUGCGCCACCUACGGCCUGAACGUGGAGCGAGUGUUCCAGGACGUUGCUCAGAAGAUUGUGGCCACCAGGAAGAAGCAGCAGUUGUCCAUCGGUCCGUGCAAGUCGCUGCCCAACUCGCCGAGUCACACGUCCGUCUGCGCCGCGCCCGUUUCGGCUGUCCACAUCAGCCAGACGAGUAACGGCGGUGGCAGCCUGAGCGACUACUCGUCGUCGGUGCCGUCCACGCCGAGUACCAGUCAGAAGGAGCUGCGCAUCGACGUGCCGCAGACCACCAACACGCCCACGCCCGUCAGGAAGCAGUCCAAACGCCGCUCCAACCUCUUCACCUCGAGGAAGGCAAACGAGACGGACAAGGACAAGAAAGGCCUGGAGGCUCGAGCCGACAGCAUCGGCAGCGGGCGGGCCAUCCCCAUCAAACAGGGCAUGUUGCUGAAGAGAAGCGGUAAAACCCUCAACAAGGAGUGGAAGAAGAAGUACGUGACGCUGUGUGACAACGGACUGCUCACCUACCACCCCAGCCUGCAUGACUACAUGCAGAAUGUCCACGGGAAGGAGAUCGACCUGCUGCGGACGACGGUCAAGGUCCCGGGGAAGAGGCCGCCGCGCGCCAUCUCCACCUGCGCCGCCGCCGCCGCACCGAUCCCCAAAACCAACGGCCUGACGAAGGACAUGAGCAGCCUGCAGCUCGGACAGACCCCAGGUUCGGUGACCAGCAGCUCGUCCGUGUCUCAGAUGGCGAGCGGCGUCAGCCUGGUGUCCUUCAACAGCCGCGGCGGCAUGGAGGGGAUGCACCAGCGCUCGUACUCUGUCUCCAGUGCCGACCAGUGGGCCGACGCCACCGUCAUCGCCAACUCCGGAGUCAGCACGGACACGGGCCUGGGUGACUCGGUCUGCUCCAGUCCCAGCAUCUCCAGCACCACCAGCCCCAAGAUGGAGCCGCCGCCAUCGCCGCACGCCAACCGCAAGAAGCACCGGCGGAAGAAGAGCACCAGCAACUUCAAAGCCGACGGCCUCUCUGGUACUGCGGAAGAACAAGAGGAGAACUUUGAGUUCACCAUUGUGUCGCUGACGGGGCAGACAUGGCACUUCGAGGCCACGACGUACGAGGAGCGAGACGCCUGGGUCCAGGUGAUCGAGAGCCAGAUCCUGGCGAGUCUGCAGUCGUGUGAGAGCAGCAAGAACAAGUCUCGUCUGCCGAGCCAGACGGAAGCGAUGGCUCUUCAGUCCAUCAGAAGUAUCCGUGGAAACGGUCACUGCGCCGACUGUGAAGCUCAGAACCCCGACUGGGCCAGUCUGAACCUCGGGGCCCUGAUCUGCAUCGAGUGCUCGGGAAUCCACAGGAACCUGGGGACCCACCUGUCCCGGGUCCGCUCCCUAGACCUGGACGAGUGGCCCCUGGAGCUCAUCAGGGUCAUGUCGGCCAUCGGCAACGAGCUCGCCAACAGCGUGUGGGAGGCCAACGCCCAGGGACGCCUGAAGCCCGGACCGGACGCCAGCAGGGAGGAGCGGGAGCGUUGGAUCCGGGCGAAGUACGAGCAGCGUCUGUUCCUGGCGUCGCUGCCCUGCGCAGACGUCUCUCUGGGCCAGCAGCUGCUGAGGGCCACGGCGGAGGAGGACCUGCGCGCCGUGGUGCUGCUGCUCGCCCACGGGUCCCGGCAGCAGGUCAACGAGUCCUGCGGCGAGGGGGACGGACGCAACGCGCUGCACCUGGCCAGUCGCAAGGGCAACGUGGUCGUCACGCAGCUGCUCCUCUGGUACGGCGUGGACCUGAUGGCGAGGGACGCCCACGGGAACAGUGCGAUGGCGUACGCUCGGCAGGCAAACAGUCAGGAGUGCGUGGACACGCUGGCCCAGUAUGGCUGCCCCGACGAGCGCUUCCCGCUCAUGGCCACGCCCAACCUGCCGCGCCGCAACACCAACCGCAACAACAGCUGCAGCAGCAGCGGCAGCACCGCGCUCAUAUGACGCCGCGUUCCACCACGCGACUCCUCGUGAUUUGGGAGAAUCCUAACCGUUUAUUUUGGGAACCACUACCUGUCGUGACUCUUAGGCUCCGCCCACCUCACCUGACAGCGCGUCAAGACUGAUUUUGACUGAUCGCAGGUCAGAGGUGAAGCCGCCGCCGCCACCAUGUCUGUUUGGGAGAAUCCUAAACAGGAGGAGGGAGAAAACCCCAAAGCAUGCUGGGAAACGUGGUCCAUAACUAUCUGAGCUGUUAAUGGCUCAUCAGAGCUCUUUGGGAAAUAAUCAUGUGACUUGUGCGGCCAAUCAGGGCCCAGUCUGCGGACAUCAUACCUCAUCACACACUACUCGGCCAGUUCCCGCUCUGCUUGCUGCUCCAACCGCCAAUCAGAAUCCACGCCCUUCUUUCCCGCCAAAAACAUAUCUUCUUCUUCUGUGAGAUGAAAAUAUCAAGGAAACACAAACAAAGAAUCCUCCCCCUCCCCCUCCUGCCGCUACGUGUUGUUUUUUUAUGUGAAAAAUAUCUUGAUGUAAAACUUUUAAAGGAAAACACAAAUAUCAGAUCAGAUCUUAGAUAAAACAAAAAAAGAAGUGAUACAGUAGAUCGCAUGUCUUAGAGACUUUUCUAUUGUAAUUUAAGGCAUUUCCCUGGAUUGUGUAUAUUGUAUCUCAAUGUUCAUUGCUGGACCAAUGCUUAGAAAUGUCACCAUGUGUUUUUUUGCGGAUGUAUAAAAUGUACAGAAGCUUCUUCCAGGCUCAGGGACCGAAGACCGUCAGUCAUCUUCAUCAUCGUCAUCUUCCCCCGUGAGUCCAGACUCGGGUUUUACAAUGUUUCCACUUCACUCGGUUCAGAGUUCAACUCCAUUUAAACACCAACAGCAAAUUUAAAUGUCCUUAAUGUAAUGAUAUCUAACGUUUGCUGCUUUGCCUUUUAGUUUCCAACAAAUUGUUUCUCCCUGAACCGAGUGGAUCCAGAACCUCUAGAACCGAGUCACGUCCCCGUCAAACGUCCCUGAAGGUUGAAAAAUGGAAAAAAAUUCGAGGAAGCAGCUACGAAGUGAAACAGUCACAUGGAGCAAAAAGGGAAUUCACCUGCUGCUGCUUCUUCUUCUUCUUCUUCUUCUUCUUCUUCUUCUUCUUCUUCUUCUUCUUCUUCUUCUUCUUCUUCUUCUUCUUCUUCUUCUUCUUGAGGUGUUUUGUUUAUUUGUCGACUCGGACGAAUGAUGACGAGAAAGAUUCAAACUCACUUUUAAUGCUUUUAAGAAUCAGGAAAUAUGAAACAAAAAACACACCCAAGCUCAGAAGAGUCAUGUUUCUGUGUACAGAUAUUAAUCUGUGAUAACUUUUGAACCAGAUCACAGCGAGUUCCCUCCCUUUUUGUCUCUCGUCCAAUCAGACGGUCUGCCUGAUCUGCUCAGCGAAUCACAAAGAAGGGCUCCUUCUCUCUCUCUCCUUCCUCUUCUUCCUCUCUAGUCUGGAAACCUGUUUCUUGUAAAUAAUCUCCUUUUUUGUCACGGUCUGUCUUUCGACGGUGGCGUCCUUUACGAUGGAGAACACGAGAUCUACUUCCUGUGUGCCGGUAUGGAAGUGAGACAAAACUAAAAUGUCGGCAUUGACUGAAUGUUGCGUGUGUGGGCUCAGUGUUGCACUGAUUCAUCCAGACUGGACCGGUGCCCCCCCUCCCCCCCCCCCCAGUGGUUUCAAGGUUAAUCUGAAUUAACACAAACUCCUGUGUGAACACUACAUUCAAACGUAUUUGUUUUUUCGACCCAGAUUCAACUGUAAAAGCUCAGGUAGAACAACAGUCAAGAGUCCAAGUGUGAGUACGUUCUAUUUGGUUCCCUGUCAACAUUGAAACUAGUUUGAGUCCACACUGUCCGUGGCAGAUGAAGUAAUUGUCACGCGGCAACAUAAACUCAUAUUUACAGCAUGAAAAGGUGCCAAAAAGUUAGGAACCACCGGUUUAAAGAUCCACGUCGAAUAACUCGUGAAUGUUGAAAGUUAAUUUCAGGUGUUU